Polychytrium aggregatum is the source of this 1417-nucleotide messenger RNA. RefSeq lists its product as uncharacterized. Gene Ontology annotation, cellular component: nucleus. Lineage: Eukaryota; Fungi; Chytridiomycota; Chytridiomycetes; Polychytriales. The transcript has 4 exons. Bases 143 to 1291 code for a protein of 382 amino acids. The record is from RefSeq and is a predicted model, not a curated record. Gene Ontology annotation, molecular function: DNA binding.
AUGACCAAGGUGUUUGUGGACUGGAUCGCCUUGGAAACACCCGGCCGAGUCUCAGGCAUCAUGGCCAGCUCGUUGUCGCCUUUGGAACCAAGUCACGGCGGCGAGGAUUGGCUCAGCGAUCUAUCGACGCAAGUGCGAUGCAAUGGCUGUGGCGCGUGGCUACCGUUGCCAUCCAAUGAAGCGGCAUGUCCAUCGUCGCGAUCUCAAAAAGAAGAGAGAGCUGAAGCCGUGGUGCUGGUACUGCGAUCGCGAGUUUGAGGACGAAAAGGUCCUGAUCAACCACCAGAAGGCCAAGCACUUCAAGUGCUCGCACUGCAACAAAAAGCUCAACACGGCCGGCGGCAUGCUGGUCCACAUCAACCAGGUCCACAAGGAAACCAUCAAGAGAGUUCCCAAUGCCCUCCCGGGCCGCGACUCGAUCGAUAUUGAGAUUUUCGGUAUGGAGGGCGUCCCCGAAGAAGACCUCCAAGCCCAUAUUGCCCAGAUCGAGGGCACUGGCAGCAAGAAGCAAAAGACUGAGGCUGAGAUUCUUGCCGAGACGCACCAGGCGGCAUAUGCCGGCGCAUGGAGACCGCCCGUUCAGACAGCGGGGCCGAGCGGCCCUGCAAUGCCAGUCCCGGGAAUGCCAGGCAUGCCAGGCGCACCACCCCCUGGCGCCCCGAUCGGUCCUGUUGCUCCUCCAAGGCCGGUGGGCCCGUACGGCGCUGCUGCUCCCAUCGCACCUCCGAACGCUCCCGCAUAUCCCUCGAUGCCCUAUCAAGCGCCUGCCUAUCCUGCAUAUCCCCUGCCGUCCCGUGGGGCGGCUCCGCCUGUCAUGCCCAUGGGGAUGCGUCCGCCUAUGAUGCCGAUGCAGGGACCGCCUCCCAACCUACCCAUGAGUCGCCCGCCGCCCAUGAUGUCCGGACCGCCGCUGCCACGACCCGGAGGACCUCCACCCGGUCCUCCGUCAAGAUACGGCGGUCCGCCUCCAACCAGCAACUGGCCUGCUCGGCCGCCCAUGCCUCAGCAAGGACCUGUCAUUGCUUCGGCAAACUUCCAAAACAAGGAGCCCCAAAUGCCCCGCCCCCCAUUCAAUGCCGGAGGUCUGCCACCGACCGCGCCGCCUACUUCUGGAUUACCUGCUCCGAUGGCACCUCUGAGCUCCAAAUCUGCUCUGGCGCCGACGCAUGAGGCGGCUGGUCCUGCCGUGGGCGGCAAAUCUCAGGCGAUCCACAUUGUCUACGAGGCCAGCAUAUCUGUGGAAGAGCGACGCGCCCAGUAUCCAAAGUAUAAAUUUGUCGAGGACGACUGAAGCCCAUAGUGAGUAACUGGGGUUGGCUGCGGGAUCUGUGUGUGGAAUGUGCUUGGCCAACCUCCUUGCACAAUCACCACAUCCACAUUUGCAAUAUACGCUUGCAACUCGGCCGCCAACGCAAGU